AUGGUUGCGAUUUUGAAUAAUCAUUCUCUCCCCAUUGCAAUGGCAUUAGCAUUAUCUGUUACCUAUUUGUUGCAUUUCUCUCUAGUACAAGCUGAACAUAAGGGCGGCUUCAGCGUGAAGCUCAUUCACCGCAACUCUCCGUUGUCUCCUUUCUACAAUCCUUCAGAAACACCUUCGCAACGCGUGACAAAUGCUUUGCAACGUUCCAUCAACCGUGUCAAUCUCUUCGGAUCAACUAAUUUGUUACCUUCAUUAAACGAUCCUGAAUCUACAAUAGUAUCAGACAAGGGCGAGUACCUCAUGAAAAUAUCAAUUGGCACUCCUCCCGUAGAAAUCUCAGGAGUUGCAGAUACAGCUAGUGAUCUUACAUGGAUUCAAUGCGUGCCUUGCAGCAGCUGUUACAAGCAAAAAUCUCCGCUCUUUGAUCCGAAGAAUUCCAAUACUUACAAAGUGGUUUCUUGCCCCUCAAGUCAAUGUCAAUCUGUAAGUGGAACCUUUUGCUCAGAAGAUACCUGUCACUACAAAAGGUUCUAUAGGGAUAGAUCCUACAGCAAUGGAAUUGUCUCAACAGAGACGAUCACUUUCAACUCCACUAGCUUAGGUCAAACAGUUUCACUCCCACAGAUUAUAAUUGGUUGUGGGCACAAUAACAGUGGACUUUUUAAUGAAGAUGGAUCAGGCGUGAUUGGACUUGGACGUGGAUCAAUGUCCCUUAUCUCCCAAAUGGAUUCUUCAAUUGAUGGGAAAUUCUCCUACUGCCUUGUUCCAGCUUUUUCACCACUCAACUCUUCAAGCAAAAUGAGCUUUGGUAAUAAUGCUGUGGUUUCUGGUGCCAUGGUGGUUUCUACCCCAUUACUUUCAGGAGACCUAAAAUCUUUCUAUUUCGUAAAGCUGGAAGCAAUGAGUGUGGGACGCAAGAAAUUGCAAUACAACAGUACACUGAUGCCAAUAGCUCCAGGAAGGGGAAAUAUCAUAGUUGAUUCUGGGACUACACUAACAAUGUUACCAAAGGACUUUUACAAUGAGUAA
Molecule: messenger RNA, 1029 nt
Organism: Rosa chinensis
Lineage: Eukaryota; Viridiplantae; Streptophyta; Magnoliopsida; Rosales; Rosaceae
Product: aspartic proteinase CDR1
Exons: 2
Coding region: 1-1029 (342 amino acids)
Biological process (GO): proteolysis
Cellular component (GO): extracellular region
Molecular function (GO): aspartic-type endopeptidase activity
Source: RefSeq, a predicted model, not a curated record